AUGCCGAAAUACCUGUCAAGAUACUCAUCGAUCAAGGAUGAGACAUUACGCUCAUCACCGAGAAUCUCGUCAACAAGCUCAAGUCGAAGAGGGAACUCAAGGGGUAUUGUCAAAGUAACACUUCAAUCUAAUUGCGAAACCGCUGAACAACUCAUCGUAAACGCCUACACCCUCAAAAGGCUCACUACAAAAAUACCAUCAUACACCUGCAAACCACCGAAACUCAAGCAACUCAACGAGCUAGAAUUAGCAGAUGCCACUUUCUGCGAAUCAGGAAAUGUAGACCUCGUCAUCGGCUCAGAUUACUAUGGGAAACUCAUCAAGGUGAAGAAGACAGCAAAUCAAGAACUUCUUGAACUGAUCAAAAAAUUUAGGGUACAAGAGGAAGUCAGCUGCAAAUCAACAGAGUCAAUAACACCGGAGGAGCAGGAAUGUGAAGAUCACUUCAUCAAAAAUACUUCCAGAGACGAGGAUGGUCGAUACAUCCGAACGGAAUCAAAAUUGGAGAAAAAAAUGAACUUCGGGAAUUUGUACAAGGAUUUCAUCAAUGAGUAUGAAAACUUGAAUCACACGAGACGAGUACCAUCAACCCCAGAGCCAGUAUUAUCAUUCUACUUCCCUCACCACGGAAUUCUUCGUGAAGCGAGCCUUACAACCAAGCUCCGAGUAGUCUUCAAUGGGUCAUCAAGAACAUCAACAGGUAUAUCAUUAAAUGACAUUCUCAAUGCUGGUCCAAAAUUACAAAUUGAUAAUCUAGAUGUGCUCACAUGGUUCCGGAAACAUCGCCUAGUAUUUGGCGCGGACAUCAUCAAGAUGUUCCGACAAAUUAAAGUACACGAAGAUGACUGGGAUUAUCAACGGAUUCUAUGGUACAAUGAAGCUAAUAACCUCGUAGAAUUUCAAAUGACAACAGUCACGUAUGGAGGAACCUCAGCUCCAUGGUUAUCCCUACGUGUUUGUGAAGAACUAGUCAAGGAUGAAGGACACAAGUAUCCCAAGGCCGUAGCAGCAAUGACCAGAGGAAAAUUCGUAGAUGAUAUCUACGAUGGAGCAGACACCGUACAGGAACUUGAGGAAAAGGUAACUGAACUGAAAAACCUCUGCAUGGCGGGCGGAUUCCCUCUCUCCAAGUGGUGCAGCAACAGUCCUCAGUUACUCGAGAAACUCAAGGUCUCAGCACAACACGAAUCAUCAACACAACUAUUUGAGGACACGGAAUCAAAAGUACUUGGCAUCAAAUGGGAUCAACAGAAAGAUACACUCCAGAUCACCGUAAAAGCAGCGAGCAGGAGAGCAAUCACCAAGAGAAUCAUCCUCUCUCAAAUAGCUCAAAUUUACGACCCAAUUGGCAUCGUAGCUCCAGUAAUAGCCAGAGCUAAGAUCAUCAUGCAACAAGUAUGGAAACGCAACGUAAACUGGGAUGAUCGACUACCUGAGGACAUCACUCUCAUCUGGAAAACAUUCAGGGAGGAACUGGAACACCUCAGCAAAAUCAACAAAUCAAGGUCCACCACGGUUGUGAUUUUCAGCAGAGUCUUGGCCUACAACAUCAAUAGAAAAAAUAUCACCCGAGGCCAGCAUCGAGGACAGACCAACAACAGCUACAGCUUAUCCAAGACAGUUAGUAACAGAUCACAACGAGCUAUUACUGAGGUAUUCCAAGCUGUCAGAGCUACUUAG
Fopius arisanus is the source of this 1680-nucleotide messenger RNA. RefSeq lists its product as uncharacterized. The coding region runs from base 1 to 1680 and encodes 559 amino acids. Lineage: Eukaryota; Metazoa; Arthropoda; Insecta; Hymenoptera; Braconidae. The record is from RefSeq and is a predicted model, not a curated record. The transcript is spliced from 5 exons.